UAAAAACCAUUCUUCAACAUUUUAUCGAGGCGAAAGGCAUGAACGGUAACCCAGUCACGAAAGCCGAUUUCAUGAUAGAUACUGUCACUCUUCUCGGAGCCGGCGCGGAUACGACAUACCUCUUAUUCUUUAUCUCUUAAUGGCUUUCUUUCUUCUUUCAUUCGUCUUGAAUCAUUACCCUGCUUACUCUACUCUACUCUAUAGCCCUAUCCCUAUGUCCGGCCCCCCCUUACCCACCCGUCCUUUCCAUCCCUAUCCUUACCCCCUAAAAAAGCAAAUAGCCACUCUAGUGGUAUCAGUGUCAAAACGCCCAAACGACCGCGCUAAUCCCAGGACACCAAAUGAAAAGAAAAAGCAACGCGCAGAUUAUCUCGCCUCUGCUGAGGGAGGAGGGAGAAAAGAGGUUGUGGCGUGGGUAUCACUAGUAUCAGCGAUGGCAGUGGUGAUGCAGAAAAAACCAUCUCCAUCAUCCCCCUUAAUCACAGCUCUCCACGCUCUCUAACCAAGACCUAACGCCUUACCUCAACUCUGGUUCUCUCUCACCAGUUCCUUCCCGGCAUUCGCCCUCGCCUCC
Amorphotheca resinae ATCC 22711 is the source of this 574-nucleotide messenger RNA. RefSeq lists its product as hypothetical. The coding region runs from base 140 to 502 and encodes 120 amino acids. The record is from RefSeq and is a predicted model, not a curated record. The transcript has a single exon. NCBI's taxonomy places the organism in Eukaryota, Fungi, Ascomycota, Leotiomycetes, Helotiales, Amorphothecaceae.